UGCUCCCACCCCGGCUCUGAAGCCAGGAAACCCAAGAGGAAAUGACUGAGCCUGUCUUGGUCCCCGCCCGCCGCGCUCCCCUGGCCACACCCUCCGCCUGGACGCAGCCACCUCGCUGCCCUCUCUCCACGAGGCUGCGGCCCGGGACCCCGGCUCUGACAUGUCGCCCUCUGGUCGCCUGUGUUUCCUCACCAUCGUCAGCCUGAUUCUCCCCACCAGAGGGCAGACAUCGACGGAGGCCACAUCCACUUCUGUAGCAGACCCAACUGCUGUGACUGUUCAUACCUUGACUCAAACCCCAGACACAGUCCACCCGGACCUGCAGCCCACGCCUCAGACCUCAGCCCUGCCGGCUGCUGUAGAAACAACCCCGAACAAGUCGGAGAAGGAGACCCAGACGCAGCGACUGACGGGAACAGAGGCACUUCUGACAACGGAUCCGGGGACGGACAGGAGCCGCACGGAAGGUAGAGCCCGGGACUGGAACGGCACCACACAAGUUUUGUUUAAUUCUCUAUCUGGGUCAGCGUUUCCCCAGUGCGUUUCUCAGAGAGCCCACUCGGGGAAUUCUUCCAGCCGCUCCACCAAUCCCACUGAAAGCACCACAACCUCCAAGAGGCGAUCUCCACGCAAAGAUGUGAAGACGGACCCCGCCCCCAGGCCGGCUGUCACUCUGCAAACCUGUGCUGAACGCCGCCUUGCUCCCUGUCUGCCCCCUCCAGGUUCCAGCGAGGACGACCCCUUCUCCUAUGACGAGGACACUCUCCGGAAACGGGGGCUGCUGGUCGCGGCCGUGCUGUUCAUCACGGGCAUCGUCAUCCUCACCAGUGGCAAGUGCAGGCAGUUGCCCCGAUUAUGCCGGAAUUACGACAGGUGAGUCCAUCGGAAGUGGGGCCGACGACCCGAUGGGCACCGAGACUGAGCCCCACCGGCCCCCUCCUCCCUGCAGA
Ceratotherium simum simum (southern white rhinoceros) is the source of this 950-nucleotide messenger RNA. The record is from RefSeq and is a predicted model, not a curated record. NCBI's taxonomy places the organism in Eukaryota, Metazoa, Chordata, Mammalia, Perissodactyla, Rhinocerotidae.